GGCGCGAGCCCGGAAGCGGACGGGGGCGGCGGCGGAGGCGGUGGAGGCGCUUCGGGAGGGCCGGGGUUGCGGCGGGGUCCUUGACUCGGCUUGUCCGGCGCGUGGCCCCGGCAGCCAUGCAUCCCCUGGCUCCGGGCCCGCUGGGGGACUGCCUGCGGGACUGGGAGGAGCUGCAGCAGGACUUCCAGAGCAUCCAGGAGACCCACCGGCUAUACCGCCUGAAGCUGGAGGAGCUGACCAAGCUGCAGAACAGUUGUACCAGCGCCAUCACUCGGCAGAAGAAGCGGCUCCAGGAGCUGGCUCUUGUCCUGAAGAAAUGCAAACCCUCCCUUCAGUCGGGGGCCAAGGAGGCCGCCCAGGAGCUGGAGAACCAGAUCAAGGAGCGCCAGGGCCUCUUCUUCGAUAUGGAGGCCUAUUUGCCCAAGAAGAAUGGGUUGUACCUGAGCCUGGUUCUGGGCAAUGUCAACGUGACACUCCUGAGCAAGCAGGCUAAGUUUGCCUACAAGGACGAGUAUGAGAAGUUCAAGCUCUACCUCACCAUCAUCCUCAUCCUCAUCUCCUUCACCUGCCGCUUCCUCCUCAACUCCAGGGUGACGGACGCUGCCUUCAACUUCCUGCUGGUCUGGUACUACUGCACGCUGACCAUCCGGGAGAGCAUUCUCAUCAACAACGGCUCCCGGAUCAAAGGCUGGUGGGUUUUCCAUCAUUACGUGUCCACCUUCUUGUCGGGAGUCAUGUUGACAUGGCCUGACGGCCUCAUGUACCAGAAGUUCCGGAACCAGUUCUUGUCCUUCUCCAUGUACCAGAGCUUCGUGCAGUUCCUGCAGUACUACUACCAGAGCGGCUGUCUGUACCGCCUGCGGGCCUUGGGCGAGAGGCACACCAUGGACCUCACUGUGGAGGGCUUCCAGUCCUGGAUGUGGCGGGGCCUCACCUUCCUGCUGCCCUUUCUUUUCUUUGGACAUUUCUGGCAGCUUUUUAACGCACUGACCUUGUUCAGCCUGGCCCGGGACCCCGAGUGCAAGGAGUGGCAGGUGCUCAUGUGUGGCCUCCCCUUCCUCCUCCUCUUCCUUGGCAACUUCUUCACCACCCUGCGGGUUGUGCACCAGAAAUUCCACAGUCAAAGGCAUGGGAGCAAGAAAGAAUGAGUCUGGGCCUGCCCGCCAUGCCCCCCCCCCCCCAGCUUGGCAGGGGCUUCUGUCCCCUUUGAGGGCGUAGGGGGGGGCUCCCCUCAUCUGGGAGGGCCCCUUCUGUUCUCCCUGGGGUUUUGUGGGCUCUGUGGGCCCCGAAGGCGAUGCUGGAGAGGCCUGGGCCUGGGCUCCGGGCCUGCAGGCAGCUGGGGGCCAGCAGCCUGAAUAAAAGAAGAGUGGCAGA
Messenger RNA from Zalophus californianus (California sea lion), 1374 nucleotides. RefSeq names its product transmembrane protein 120A (gene TMEM120A). NCBI's taxonomy places the organism in Eukaryota, Metazoa, Chordata, Mammalia, Carnivora, Otariidae. Gene Ontology annotation, biological process: fat cell differentiation. Gene Ontology annotation, cellular component: membrane. Bases 117 to 1148 code for a protein of 343 amino acids. The record is from RefSeq and is a predicted model, not a curated record. The transcript is spliced from 12 exons.